Capronia epimyces CBS 606.96 is the source of this 657-nucleotide messenger RNA. RefSeq lists its product as uncharacterized. Bases 1 to 657 code for a protein of 218 amino acids. Lineage: Eukaryota; Fungi; Ascomycota; Eurotiomycetes; Chaetothyriales; Herpotrichiellaceae. The transcript has a single exon. The record is from RefSeq and is a predicted model, not a curated record.
AUGUUCUCUUUCAAGAACCUUUCCGUUCUGGCCGCCGUCGCUGGCGUCGCUUUUGCGCUGCCCACUCCCGCGGAGGAUUCGGCCCUGGUCGAACGCCAAUGGCGUGGACAUGGGCACUGGCAACGCCCCGACAACGUGGUCUGGGUCACCGUCACUGCUACCGCUGAUGAUGCUUCCAUUCCUACCGCCACCGCCGCGGCAGUUCCCGUCAGCACACCCGCGUCCGUCUCCGUCCCCGCCGCCGCACCCGCAACCCCUACAGCCGACACUUCCGGUGCAACCGGCUACUUCGCCAUCGUCUCGAAAUGGCGCGCGGCUGGUGGCCUCCCGGCCUUCACCCAGGACAGCACCCUCGAGGCCAACGCUCUGAAAACUGCCACGGACAGCGGUGGCGCACUGAAACAUGAAUUAAACCCCGGGACUUUUGCUCAAGUCCUCGCCCCUGGCACAGAUGACGACAACUCAUUCCUGAGUUCCUACGUCGGUGGCUGGCUCUGCGAGAUCCCUACGUUGCCGGGAUUGAACGGAAUUUGCGCGACGCUCGGUCAAGGCUGGACUCAUUCUGACACGGGUCAUGCAGACAUCCUGACGUCUACAUCUUACACGAAAAUUGGUUGUGCAAAUGCAGACGGCAUCUGGGCGUGCGACUUGUCGUGA